AUGGCACCCAAGGGGGCAUCCAAGCACGCUCCCGCCAAAACCAACCCACCACCCAACACCACAGCCAAAGACUCAGACUCCCCUCCAACAUGCGAGUCCUUCAGCCCAGCCAAAAUGAGUCUUGACACCUACAAAAGACUCCUGUCCUGCUACCCCACUACAGUCAAAACAGUCCAACGCCUCUCAGCCCUCCGCGAUCUCCAACCGGAAAAGGUAGUCAAAGACAAGCCGUCGCCACUAAAGAAGACCUUCUUCAGUGCCGAAGAAGAAGAUCAAGUUCGCGAGAAGGUGAAUGCGUUCCUUGAGCUUGAUGAAUGGCGGUAUGAGGAGUUUCCUCAAACAAUCGCGUCGCGCAAACAGGAAUCUUCGACAGAUCUCCAUCUUACGAAGGAGGAGGUUUUGAAAGUCGUUGAGUGGAAGCUCAAGCACGGCGUAAACCGCCCCUGGCUCCUAGGCCAAGUCCGCAACAAAAAUACAUCCCAAGCAAUCGAAAAAACCACAAAGGAAGCUCUCGCCGCCCUCCCAACAGAUCCCACCGCAGAAAAGGAAAAUUUACUCCCAAUCGAAAGCCUGGGAAUCCUAAACGACCUCCACGCCAUCGGGCCCGCAACAUCCUCACUUCUCCUGUCACUCGCGACGAAAUCCUCCCCGCCGCCUUUGCAGGUACCCUUCUUCUCGGAUCCGCUUUUUGCAUGGCUUGUUGGGAAUGAUUUUCCUGAGACGUAUGCGAGUGCGGUUACGGCUGGGAAUGUUGUUUCGGGGUGGACGGCGGGACGGCGAGCUGCUGAGUGCGUGGACUCCCCGCAGAAAGGUCCUACUACUGGCAGUAAUCAGGGGAUAUUCACCCUCGGCCCAUCGAAAGAGGUAAAAUGCCGCUACACAACGAAAGAGUACGUAUCACUCUGGCGUGAAGCGACUUCAUUCCGGGACCGAUUGAGUGCUGAAGGGGGUGAGAUUACCAUGACGGAUUUGGAGAAGGUCGGAUAUGUGUUGGCCAAUAUCGCUGUUUCGGGGUUUUAUGAGGGGUUUGAUGCGUGGGGGAUAUUGGAGAUGAGUGAUAAGCAGCGUGCGGUUGCGCUGGGGAGGAUUGUGGGGGGGUCUAGUGGAGGAUGGAUUGCUGGUGGAUGA
Penicillium argentinense is the source of this 1128-nucleotide messenger RNA. RefSeq lists its product as uncharacterized. The record is from RefSeq and is a predicted model, not a curated record. The transcript has 2 exons. Bases 1 to 1128 code for a protein of 375 amino acids. NCBI's taxonomy places the organism in Eukaryota, Fungi, Ascomycota, Eurotiomycetes, Eurotiales, Aspergillaceae.